AUGAAGGCCAUAUACACGUACCCUGAAUUGGUGUUCUGCGCCGUUGCCAUCUCCAUCCUGAUUACCGUGACACUUGUCGGUAACAGCCUGGUGUUGGUUGCUGUAGCCCGGUCCAAGGAGCUUCAGAAUGCCACCAACGUGUUCGUGGUCAAUCUGAGCGUGACUGACUGCCUGGCGAGUUUCGCUAUGCUGUGGAGCGUGCCGGGUCUGGUGAGCAAAACGCCAGGCUAUCCGCUGCGGUCCAACGUCCCGUGCGUGGCAGCGGCUGGUCUGGUCUUUAUCGCUAAUGGAUGCAGCGUGUUGACCCUAGUAAACAUCGCAUUGAACCGGUGCAUCCUGAUCACCAGACCCAAGGAAACCUACCAAUGGCUGUACACACCUAAGAAGAUUGCCAUGAUGGUCUUAUGCUCCUGGCUUGUCACCGCGUGCGGCUUCAUCUUGCCGCCUAUCCGGCGCGCUCCAAAGGACAGCGAAACUCGCAAGGCAGUCAGCCACGCUCAGUUUGACCACGAAUACGUUGGUCACAUUCUGGAGAUUUGCUGCUGCGGCAACCAUCACCAGGCUGUUACCCAUGAUUGUCAGGGCUGCCAAGAUGGAGAACCCGACGGCACAGAAGACCAGCUGUGGGUUGGUGCAUAA
Messenger RNA from Acanthaster planci (crown-of-thorns starfish), 639 nucleotides. Its product is annotated as melatonin receptor type 1B-B-like. Gene Ontology annotation, cellular component: membrane. Gene Ontology annotation, molecular function: G protein-coupled receptor activity. The record is from RefSeq and is a predicted model, not a curated record. Lineage: Eukaryota; Metazoa; Echinodermata; Asteroidea; Valvatida; Acanthasteridae. Gene Ontology annotation, biological process: G protein-coupled receptor signaling pathway.